Lingula anatina is the source of this 1670-nucleotide messenger RNA. RefSeq lists its product as uncharacterized. Lineage: Eukaryota; Metazoa; Brachiopoda; Lingulata; Lingulida; Lingulidae. The record is from RefSeq and is a predicted model, not a curated record. Gene Ontology annotation, molecular function: ATP:ADP antiporter activity. Gene Ontology annotation, biological process: mitochondrial ATP transmembrane transport; mitochondrial ADP transmembrane transport; negative regulation of mitochondrial outer membrane permeabilization involved in apoptotic signaling pathway. Gene Ontology annotation, cellular component: mitochondrial inner membrane.
ACAAACAUUAUCUAUAAAUAUUUAACACAAACACAGUCGACAGGAAAAAACAGGAAAACCUUUAAUGUGGUAAUUGUAUAUUAAUAAUUGUGAACUAUUGUGAUUAUCAUCUCUACCCUACUUAAAAAUAAUAACCAUUAAAAAAUCCAUCAAGCCCGAUCCCAUCCAUACUACAUAUUAAAAAAAGAAAUGUCAAUCUUUUCUCCACAUUACUAUAUAUAGCAGCUGAGGAACACCUUCUCAUCAUCAUAAUUCAAAGGUCACAGAAUGACGUUAUUCUCUUCAAUGUCAGGGUACACCUGAUCAGGGUUCAGUUUACCCCCUACACAGCUACCAGAAUUUACAGACUUUGAGAUGGCAUCCAAACCACAGCAACAGGCCAAGAAACUUGGCUUUGUAGAAGUUUUUGCCCUCAGUGGUGCUGCCGCAGUUAUAUCCAAGACUGCAGCUGCCCCCAUUGAGCGUAUCAAGCUGGUCGUGCAGAACCAAUCAGAAAUGGUGAAAGCAGGGACACUGGAGAGACCAUUUAAAGGAAUUAUAGACUGUACCACCUGGAUUUACAAGAAUGAAGGCUUGAUAUACUUCUGGAGAGGCAACAUCCCCAACUGCAUUCGAUAUUUCCCAACACAGGCCCUCAACUUUGCCUUCAGAGAUAAAAUCAAAAAAAUUUUUGCAUCUGCGCCAAAUGAGCCUUAUCCUGUAACAUUUAGUAAAAACAUAGCAUCUGGUGGUGUAGCUGGUGCACUGUCCUUGAUGUUCGUCUACUCAUUAGAUUACUGCCGAACCCGUCUAGCCAAUGACAUGAAGUCUGCCAAGAAAGGCUCAGAGCGCCAGUUCACAGGAAUGUUUGAUGUCUACUCCAAAACCUGGAAGGCAGAUGGCAUCAAGGGUCUGUACCGUGGCUUUGUUGUAUCCUGUGUGGGAAUCAUAGUCUACAGAGGCUGCUACUUUGGGUUCUACGAUAGCCUGAAACCAGUCUUGCUCGGUCACGAUGCUGGAGUCGCCACUUCCUUUCUUCUGGGUUAUGCUGUUACAGUCACAUCUGGAUUAAUAUCUUACCCCAUUGACACCAUAAGGCGACGUAUGAUGAUGACCUCUGGUGGUGGGGUGCACUACAGUGGUUCCAUCGACUGUGCCAUCCAGAUCUUCAAGCAUGAGGGGGCCAUGUCUUUCAUGAAAGGCGCUGGAGCCAACAUCCUAAGAGGUGUGGCAGGGGCAGGUGUACUAGCAGGAUUUGAUAAAUUCAAGGCUGUCUAUGUUGCCUGGCGUCUGAAGUCUGCAUAACUGAAUGAGUGUACUGUAAAUGUGUUCAGUAUUUUGGGUUGCUUCAAAGACUGUUAAUACUCAGACACUGCAGAAGACUUUUAACAGAAGUGUUUUAAUGUUAAUUUGGAGAUAAAAGACUAGUGAUGAUAUUCUGAGUAAAUCAAACAAAAUGCAUCAUAUCUGCAUUGAAUUUAAUGUGAAAUAAAAUACAAUACUAGUAAUCUUGUUCAGAAUAGAACUCAAAGUAUCAAACAAGUAUUCUGUGGAUAAUUCUUUUCAGCAUUUUCACUAAAUAGCAUUCAUUUUGCAAAGCAUACGUCACUAAAUACAUGUAUUAAAGAAACAUAAAGUAUGUUUUAUUUUAAAGUGUCCUGAUUGUUGAAUUCACUGACAACUUAACAAAU